Lactuca saligna is the source of this 1008-nucleotide messenger RNA. Lineage: Eukaryota; Viridiplantae; Streptophyta; Magnoliopsida; Asterales; Asteraceae. The record is from the annotation of a GenBank genome assembly.
AUGGGUGAUAGUGAAACAGUUGUUGCUCAAUCAUCAGCUAUCCAAGAGCAUCCAUCAACUACAGUUAAUAGAGAUUUGGCUGCUUCUACAGGUAUCGAUACCAUGGAUGUAGACAAUGUCAUUCCUCAUGAGGAUGAUCAAGCAUCCAUUCAGAUCUUAAUGGAAGAGGCUUCUUUACAACAACUGAUAUUCACACCCUUUUCAGUGGGACUUUUCUUUGUACCAGAAUCUCCUAGAUGGCUGGCAAAGAUUGGAAGAAAGAAAGAGUUUGAUGCAGCCCUAAGAAAACUUAGAGGGAAGGAUGCUGAUAUAUCUGAGGAGGCGGAUGAAAUCCAGGAUUAUAUAGAAACACUACAAAAGCUCCCGAAGGCCAAAAUAUUCGAUUUGUUUCAGAGAAGAUAUUUGCGAUCUGUCACUUGUACAAAAGAAACUCAUCGCCUUGUGGACUGUGAAACUGUGUCCAAGUAUGCUGAUCGAAUUGUUAAUGCUAAAUGGGAAGUUAAAGAACAUGGAAUGGAACGCAAAGUUCAUUUCCAUCAAAUCAAUCGAUGCCCUAUUUGUCCCAAAUUCUUCAUCCCUCUUUUUCUCACAGCUUCAUCGUUGAGUGUUCCCCAAUCCAGAACCAGCGUCCAAAUCCAUCGUCUCCUCCGUCAACCAUCUCGCUUAUUCAUUGAAUCGAGUAAGGUGAAGACUCUGGAUCCUUUGAAUCUGAAUUCUAAACCACAAAAUGCAGUCUAUUUUGCCCAAAACCUAAAACACGCCUCCACCUUUCUCUUUAACACCCACGCUCCACAUCGUCUUCCUCCACCAUUCGCCGGCCAUCAGACAUCCCAUCUCCGGUCUCCGUCGACAAGCAGUGUCGUCGACCCCUGUAGUGCGUCUCUGAUGAAUUCUUCUCCUUGUCCCCGAAGGUACUCCUUAGCUCUCAUUUUUUAUGUUUUUCUUGCUGAAAUUUUGAAUGUUUGUUUUAAGUCGAGUUUAAACCAAUGUUUGAUGGUAAAUAUCUGA